AUGACGAAUUGGCGAGGAAUAACAGUUUUGAAAGAUCCUUUAAGUCUGACGAUAAACCAGCAGUUGCUGUGGGAACUAAAGCCUCAAACUGUGAUUGAGUUUGGUGCCUACAAGGGUGGCUCGGCUUUGUGGACAGCUGACAUGUUAAAGAUAUUUGAGUGCCAGUCACGUGUCAUUUCAGUUGAUAUCGAUUUGUCUUUAUUGGAUGCUACUGCCAGAAGUUCCCCUCAUUUGGAGUUUAUUCAGGGAGAUUUGUUUCAAGUUGAAGAAUGCUUGCCUGAGGAACUUUUAAAGGUACUAUUAUUAGUAAAACGCCAUUUGUGGAGGUUAUAUUCAAAGUGCUAUACUCAAGGAAUACCAAAUCCUUAUUACCGUUGUUUUUAACUUGCUAAGGUAUCAAGGUGCAUUAACAUUACCAAAUAGAGGGUAGUUUUCUAUGUAUAAUAAGAAAAUCGUACGCGCUUUAGGAGUGUAUUAUCUGCUUUGCAUUCACGGAAAUUUUAUGUGUUUCAAUUUUCUUUUUUGCCUCCUGCACCAACUAACUGCUUUCAUCUUACCUCUUACAGUUCGAUAGAUUCUUUUCGUUCGUCGUUAAAACAGUUUGAACUCACUUUUCUUACAAGCCUCUGUUCAUGGUUUGAAGCCGGGAGAAUUUAGUUUGGCAUGUUUGGUCAGCAUCCUCGGAGACCCAGGGGCAGUCAGUCGGGUCGGGAGAAAAGGCGGGACGAAAGUUUUCAACUCCGGACGAAAGAGGCCUUGGGUACGGACUCUCAUCGAAAUAUUUCCAAAAAUUCGAGCGCAUACCUGCUCCUGAUUGGGCACAAAAAAUGCUUUGUAUUAUUGUACCCAAUUCGCGAACAGUUUCUCCUGCGUUUUUUUCGUGAGUUCGUACACGACGGCUAUCGUCUUGCCACACUUGCUCGUUUCGUUCACCAAGCUUGUGCGUGCAAGGGAAACUUUUAUUUUCUACUUUCCUAACCAGAAAGAAAGGAACUACCGAUGAGUCGAAAAAACGUUUGGGAUGCCAUCAGCAGGAGCACAGGAGCAAUUCAAUUUGAGAAUAUUCUGUUUUUGACUCAUCACAACCAACGUAAAUAAUUGGAAGUUUAAGAUGUGGCGGCGACGAGAAAGUUAAAUUAGCAAUAGCUUGACAAGGCAAAAAAAAAACUUUGCACGUGCAUCGCGCUUUUUUGUACAUUUCUUUGCCGUCAACUGCACGACUACCCGUGAAAAUGCCUAAUCAGUCAUGUUUUGUGACGGACGUUAACAAGCAAUGACAAAAUUCGUUCUCUUCAUGAACUUGGAUAUGGCUGAUAGAAAUUCAGCUCCAGAAGAGUUCGCUUGCAUUUGGCAAAGUAAGCGAGUUGGAAUAAUCACGAUAGUAAUUGAAAAAAUGUGAAUUCCCUUUUCCAUGCGACGUUUUCGUGGUUGUCAGUCGUCGUGGUAUCUUUUAAAAACCCCCUAAUAUUUACGCAAGACAUGACAGAUGCAGGCGUGGAUACCUGUUGUAAGCUCAAGCCUGCAUUUUUGGAAAAACGUCUUUACUUUUCGGGUAGACAGUAUUUUGAAAUCAGGUGGGGAUUUUAUACCAAACUGAAAGUUUCCUGACUGCGUGUAUUUCUUUGGUGCAUGAGCCAGACAAGCCGUGAUCGAGACAAUAGCCGUCGUGUAUGAACUCACGAAAAGAACUCAGGAGAAACUGUUCGCCGAUUGGGCACAAUAAUACAAAGCAUUUUUUGUGCCUAAUCAGGAGCCGGCAUCCGCUUGAGUUUUUGGAAACAGCUCGGUGAGAGUCGGUACCCAGGGGCUCUUUCGCCCGUUCUUGAAAACUUUCGUCCCGCCUUUUCUCCCGACCCGACUGACUGCCCCUGGGUCUCCGAGGAUGGUUUGGUCAGUUUCUUUGUAAAAGUUUCUAUUUCUGACCGUUUGUAACCGACGAUCGGUUAUCUCAAUUGGUUUUGCGCCGGUCUGCAGAGCGGGAGGCCGCUGGUUCAAAACCGGCCCGACUGAUACUCAGGGUCUUUAAAUAGAUGAGGAUCCGGAGAAACUACUGCUUUUGUCUAGACAAUUCCAAACGGUUACGGUUGAUUUCCAGUGUUACUUAAUUUUUACGUGCGUACGUACGUAAAAUGUACGUUCACAAAUAGAGGCAAUGCAUGAAAGGUCGCUCGUAAGCGUAAACGUUGAACCUCGCUCAACUUCUCGUUUAAGCUCAGCACUUUUUUAUCUUGCCUCUGUUUUAUUUACGUGAUUAAAAUUUACGCGCGUUAACGUGCGUAGCUAUAAAGGCGUCGGUGGAAAUCAACCUUUAGUCUUUCUAGUCUUUUCGGAUAAGGACGAUAAACCGUAGGCCCUAUCUCACAACCCUUGCAAGGGGACGUAUUUCCGGGAGUGGUGUUCUAUCUCUCAUGGGGGAGGCGGGGACUGUUACGGGCCCGCAGCAAUUGGCGCCACGCACUGUACUACCGUGUGAGUAUUAGUUCAGCUUUUGGUUCCAAACUAAGGGAGUAACAGUAUCUUGCGCUGAGUUUUAUUGUUUUGUAGCUCGUGUUGUAUUAAUGGACACAGUGUUAAAGUUUGGUCCGUCUUUUCUUACUUUGAUGUCUGUGAACGUGUUCUGGAUAGGAGUAGGUCCUCAGCUGCCACUGUUUGUAGUGAUGCUUAGACAACAGCACUAUUAAAACUCCACCACGUCUGGCGUCACUUUCGUAUAACCUUGUUUUGGGCCUUGUUCCCGGGGGAGUGUGGCUACUUAAAAGAGGUUCGACAGUUAUUAGUAACUUUCGUUCAAGCGGAUGUAAGCUCGUUUUUUUGAAAACAUAUAAAAGACUAAUGAAGGCUAAUCUUAACUUGCAAAGCGAUCAGCAAGGGUCUUGCCAGCGGAAUUGUGUACUGAUCAUGCGCUUUACGUCAAAAACCAUAGAAAGCACUGGGGUCGAGAAUGAGAUCAACGGUUUUGAGAAUGAGCAAAAACAUGGCGGCCCAAGGCGGGACUGUUUCUCAUUAUUAUAUUUUGGUAAUUCGCAAAUUUAUUGAUUUUAUGUCACUUUUCAGACAUAGUGUGUGGUUUUCGUUUUCUGUUAAACAAUUUCCCUCUGCAGAGUUUGGAAUAUACAACAUAUAGCUGCGCAUAGCUGAUCGCUGAUAAUAACCACCGAAGAGCUGAGCUAUCGAGCAGUGUUUCAGGGGCACCCAACGUCAAUUUUCGGAAAAUAUCUGUUCGGAAGACGAUUGGAGAUCUAGAAUUUUCGGAACAUUUAUUGUAAAAUUCCUUGCUUGCCUGCCUCUCCUAGGAUUUUCGAACAUCUAAAAAAUGGUAUAAUUGCCCAUUUGUAAUGGAUUUUUAGCCCAAAAAGGUGACCUAGAAUUUUCGGGAGCCUUUUUCUGGCUGAAAUUUUCGAAAAGGUAAGUUUUGAUCCCUAUAAUUUUCGGAUCACUAGACUUUCAGCUAGGGAAUCCGAACAGAUGAAAAAUUUUUAGGGGAUAAAAAUAUGCCUAUAUCUACAGUUUAAAUACUAAGAUACGUUCAACAAUGCUAUGUUUAAGUGGUUUUGAACUAUAUUCUCGUUGGGUGCCCCUGGUGUUUUGCUGCAAACCUUAGCAAAGUUAAGGUCACUUCAAGGUACAGAGCUUUCAGUAGUAGUUGGGAUAUGUUUGUUAGGAUCGUUCUGAAUUUCAACUUUGAAUUCAAGGUGUCGACUGAUCGUAAUAAACGAAGUGAAAUGUUAUGAAGUGUGAAUGUUCAUGCAGGUAUGAUAGCUCAUAUUUAUAAGGUUCUCUCGAAUAUACUUACUUCCGAUAAAUUUGACACUUUCUCCAGUAAUUUUUAUCAGCAUCAUAACUUCUAUAAUCUUCUGAUGUCCUCGCCCGACAAAAACGAUGUAACCUAUAGAUCGAUCGAGCGCGUUGUUGUUGGUUAAGAUCUAAAACGGCUACGUGCGUUUUAGUUUCCCCCGCAAUUUCAGUAGCAAAAGACAAAUAUGAUAUGCAAGAAAAACAAAGAUGCAUGAUAUUACUGUUUUUAUUUUUUGAACCAUUUCCUCUGCCGGUUCGCUUCUCUCUUCUAUCAAAAUAUUUACUGUGGGAAAAAAAACUGCCAUUAUCCGCUGAUCUCCACGCAGGCUGACCUCUUUACAAGUUGUGAGAACAUCGUUUCUCGGUCCCAGGCCUCGUCUCUUCUCCAAGUUCCCCCCCCCCCAACGCUGCCCCCCCCUGCUUAUCACCCUUCUAGCAAGUCCCAAAUUCAUUACUCGUCUCGUUCUGGUGCCGCGCAUCUAAUCAACAAAAUGACCCAAUUGUACAUUUAUAGAAAUUUUAUAAUUAGCAAUCACUGGAGGCGGUAAAGUAUGAUCUAAAGAAUUAGGGAGAUUGAGGAGUUUUAUCCGCCGAUUAGGCCGAGAUCUCCAUAGUUCUUCAGAUCAUACCAAAGUCGAAUCCAAUAAUUGUUUUUUAUUCAUUCACAAAAAUUCACAGUUUAAAAACAAGGCUAACCUGAGAUCAGGCCCAAUUUUGGCGGUUCUCAUACAUUCUCUCUAACGGCUACCAACGAAAAUUGAUCCUGAUCUCAGGUUAAAACAAGGCAUGCUUACCUCGAUCGAUGUUAAGUUUCCAUCUUCUUUUGCCUGUUUCUCGGUAAGGCCAGGAGAUUAAGGGAUGGUUAGUUCUGCAGAUAUUCUCCAAAUAGUGAAUGUCGUCCUUGGAAUUGUAUUCUUGUUGUUCUUGCUAUGUAUUUAGGCAGUAAUUAGGCUGUUUCUUCUUUGUAAAACGUGUGAAAUUUCCCACCAUUUUGUAAUGCUCUACCACAACAACGCAACCUCACUCCCCAGCGCUUUUUGGUUGCUGUCCAUUUUUCUGGCAUUUAUGCUGUACUCCUGACGUCAUUUUUCACAUAUCGCAAACGUCUUUCAAAUUUGGUCAACGCUAGCUGGUUGUGAAGAAUAAGCCGUGGGGUUUGAGCCAAUCAGAAACAGAGAAAUUUAUGAAUGAAUAGUAAUGUAUCCUAACCAGAAAUCAAGUUCCAUAAGUAAACAAAAUAUACAUGUUUUAGGGAGUGCGUAUUACUUUUAGAUUUUCUUCUGUCCAGUUAUGAAACUUGCUUUCCCUAUAGGACGCCAGUAUAACCAUCCAAACUUCAGACACCUUAUUAUGGUUUCCUUCACAGAAUCUAAGUCAUCCGUGGCUUCUAGUAGAAGACGCGCACGUAAAUAUGAUUGGCGUAUUGGAGUACUUGGACAAAUUCUUGCAACCUGGGGACUACAUUUGCGUCGAAGAUACGAAUCCACAAAUUCCCAUGAAGGUUGGACAAGGACUUGUAAAAGAACUCGGCUAUGGGCUCUUUGGUCCCACCAAGAUGAACACCCUCAGGAACUUCUUGAUGGAUCACCCGGGCAAAUACUUGGUGGAUACAAGAUACACCGACAUGUUUGGGUAA
Molecule: messenger RNA, 5431 nt
Organism: Porites evermanni
Lineage: Eukaryota; Metazoa; Cnidaria; Anthozoa; Scleractinia; Poritidae
Source: the annotation of a GenBank genome assembly